This is a messenger RNA of Loxodonta africana (African savanna elephant), 6092 nucleotides long. RefSeq names its product protein kinase N3 (gene PKN3). Bases 3074 to 5851 code for a protein of 925 amino acids. Gene Ontology annotation, molecular function: protein serine/threonine kinase activity; small GTPase binding; ATP binding. Gene Ontology annotation, biological process: protein phosphorylation; signal transduction. The record is from RefSeq and is a predicted model, not a curated record. Lineage: Eukaryota; Metazoa; Chordata; Mammalia; Proboscidea; Elephantidae. Gene Ontology annotation, cellular component: nucleus; cytoplasm. The transcript has 20 exons.
GGUGAGGGGAAAGCUCCCGCCGCGCCCCGAGUCCCGUCCUCUCCAUCCGCGACCCCCACCCUUCCCCGCAUCCCUUCCCAGUCCCAGUCCCUGUCCCGGGCCCCGCUACGUCUUCUCAAAGAAGAUCUGCGCACUGGGGUUAUUCCCUAAAUCAGCCACGAGGUGACUCAGAGCAGCCUCUAGUCAGGCCAGCCCAUGAGCACGUCUGAAUCGUCAAUCAGAGCCACCUGGACAGGCCCCAGAGUUUCCUAAAAUCGGUUCUUCCAGGCGGGACACCAGGGGCAGUGGGAAUUAGCCGGGAAAGCAAAGGGGGUUCUUGUGGGCACUUGGGAAGGGACCCUGGGCGUGAAGAGGCUGUGUGCGCGUGAAAAGGAGUCCCAGAAGGGGGCCAGUCUGCACACCUGCGGGGUCUUUCCCCGAGCUCACGAGGCGCGCGGGGAAUGUACACGAGGGGAAGGUCCUAGCACAGCGCCGGGGCGGAACCUCCAGGCACGCAGAGUUCCAGCCCAGAACGCCGCGGCCGGCGGGGUUCCAGCCCAAAGUUGGCAGUCGGCGCGAGUGGGCACAGGGGGCCAAGCCUGUGUAUGCGUCUGUUACUGGGGAGGGGGAGGUGCCCUAGCCCAACGCAAACGUGUGUAUACAAGAUAGGGUCCCAGCAGAACAGACAGGACCAUGGGGUAUGUCCAGGGGUGAGGUGUCCUAAGCAGAGAUUACUUGAGCUCCCCCUACCCCAAACGCUUAGGGAGCCUUCAAGCCUGCGUCCACCCCCUCUCCCACCCUCUUCCUCCGGAGGUCCGUCUGCUCCUUUCAGCGGUGGCUUGUACACAUUUUCCUAUUUCCUUCAAGCCUCCGCCCAGCAGCAGCAGGGUGACUCAGGACCCUGGUGGCCGGGCCCCUAGCUCCAUGGGAUCUUUGUUUGCUCAGGCCUUUGGCUCUGGCUCUCUCGCCUAGGGCGGUCAAAGGAUUUCCUGAGCCUCGCCCCUGCCCUCCCCAGCUAGGCCCAGCGGGCCUAGGGCAGACCUGGGGUGGGGACCCUGAGACUGGGGUGCCUACCCCUUCUACGGUGCUCAGGAGAUGGAGAGGCGAAAGGUAAGGUGGAGGGUAUAGGGGGCCCUGCAAGAGUUGGGGUGGGCAUCAGCAGUUACUCUGCGCUGAGGUCAGCUUUGGCACCAGUCAGUUUGAAAUGGCCUCUGGGAAGGAGGUUUUCCUCUUCCUUGCUCCAGCCUGGAGUGAGGUAGUGAGGGCUUCCUCCUUUCCCCAGGAACCGAUCUGGGAGUGGGCCCUCUAUAAAAAUGGCAUGGGGGGUGGGCACCUGACCGCCUCUCAGUUCAGGAGGGGGAGAGAAAAUCACGAUCACAUCAGCCCAAAGCUGAAUCCAAUGAGGUGGAGGUCAGACGUACCUCCUCUCUUCAACCUUUUUACUAAAUCUAAAACCAGCCAUCUCUCCCUCGGUACUCUCUGCUUCUCUGUUGGGUUUGAUAAUUCCUUGCAAUGGCCAUACAACUCACAGACCAUACUCACAGUUAAGGAGUUUAUUAGGGAAGUUCAAAAAAUAAAUAAAUAAUAUAAACCCACUGCUGUUGAGUCAAUUCUGACUCAGAGUGGCCCCACAGGACAGAAUAGAACUGCGCCAUAGGGUUUCUAAGGCCAUAAAACUUUACAGAAGCAGACUGCCACAUCUUUCUCCAGAGGAGCAGCAGGUAGGUUCGAACCAUUGACCUUUCAGGUAGCAGCUGAGCACUUUAACCACUGCACCACCAGGGCUCCUUAUUAGGGAAGUAACAGGUUACAAUUCAGGAUUAGGAACAACUCAGGACACAGUUCUUCCAUCAGGACAGCCUCUUCUCAGCUGUGCCCGCAGGCAGACCUCUCUCUGGCCCUUGGUCCCUCAGCCUCUCAGCCCAGCCUCUGUCUGCUUGGGCAAGUGUUACAAAGCUCUUUAGCUCUGCCAGUAAGUGCCCAGGGACCCCCCACUCCACAAGGAAGCCUCCUGCCUGAAGGCUCUCAGAUCUCUUGCUCAGUGGAUCCCUAGGUCAGCACACCCACUGUAACAGCCUUGCUCCUUGGGCCGGGAGACCCACUGCUCUGUCUCUUGUUGGUCUGCUCUCCUUUCCCUGUCAUCCCAACUCACUGUCUUAUGCCAUCUCCAGUGUUACGGCUUUCUCUCUCUGUCUCCUGGGUAUAGAAGGUUCUCAACACAGGGACCCCGAGUCUGAAGGAUGCACUCCACUUGAACCUUUUCUUCUUGGUGGUGGUGAAGUCUCCCCUGUCCACCUAUAGGAUGGCUCAUUUUAAGCCUAGCGGGAUGGCAAAAUUGACCAAUCCCCUUGUUAGGGUUCCAUAUACCUUAUUUGCAUGGUCCCACCCUCACAAGGGUGCCAUGCACCUUAUCUGCAUUAUUAACAAGCUAUCCAACCCCCUUGGUGGGCCACAAGUACCUCAUUUGCAUAGUCCCACCCUAUCAUUUGGCGGGAGUUAAAAGGCCAUGUAAAAGUGAUCCAUUGUACUGUACUCUUUGCCACCUGUGGUAUUGGAGCAUCAGGGGAACAAGCCCUGACCUCUCAUUCAGGCCUCUGAUUGCCUUCUCCAAGUAGCUCGGCACAACCCUUCUCAGCAGUGAACCUCUUUUUUCAUCUACCCUGGCUCCCAAAUAUAGAGAAAGCAUCCUGAUUAAGGGUAGCUGACAGGGAGAGGCUGUGGCCCAAGAGAUGGUGACAUCUUCUCUGGGUUGUGACCUUAUAGAUUACUUAACCUUUCUGUGUCUCAGUUUCCUCAUCUGUAAAAUGGGGAUAAUGGCACCCACCUCAUGGGGUUAGUAUGAUGAUUAAGGAGUUAGCAUAUGUAAAGCUCUAGAACAGAACCUGGCACCAAGCAAGCACCAUUUCGAAGUGUCAGCUAUUUUUUUCCCUCUCUUUUCUUUUUCUGAAUGGCAGAGGGCAGCAGAGUGAGCUGGAUAAGUGGCCUUUCAGGUACCAUCUCACAUAGGUGCACUGAACUCUAAGGUCAGAGAAGUUUCUCAAACCUGUAUCUGUUGGUCCUGGGUACUGCCCACUCCUCUCUCUCCCUCCGGCAGAUGGUAGGGGCUGCAUGGUGUGACUUCUCUGCCUUUCUGCAGCCUGGGGCAGGCCAGCGGCCCCCAGAGGAUGAGAAAGAGCUGAUCCGCCGGGCCAUCCAGAAGGAGUUGAAGAUCAAGGAGGGUGUAGAGAACCUGCGGCGUGUGGUCACAGACCGCCGCCACCUGGGCCACGUGCAGCAGCUGCUGCGGUCCUGCAACCGCCGCCUGGAGCAGCUGCAUGGGGAGCUUCGGGAACUGCACGCCCGCAUCCUGUUGCCCAGCCUGGGGCCUGGCCCAUCUGAACCUGUGGCUUUGGGACCCCAACUGCGGGCAGAGCAACCAAGGGCUCGGCACCUGGAGGCUCUAAGGAGGCAGCUGCAGGUGGAGCUGAAAGUAAAGCAGGGGGCUGAGAAUAUGACCCACACAUGUGCCAGUGGCACCCCUAAGGAAAGGAAGCUCCUGGCAGCUGUCCAGCAGAUGCUAAGGGACAGCCAGCUGAAGGUGGCCUUACUACGGAUGAAAAUCAGCAGCCUGGAGGCCAGUGAGUCCCCUGAGCCAGGUCCCGAGUUGCUGGUGGAGGAGCUGAGGCACCGACUGCGGAUUGAAGUUGCCGUGGCUGAAGGUGCUAAGAACGUGGUGAAAUUACUCGGCAGCCGGCGAACACAGGACCGCAAGGCGCUUGUUGAGGCUCAGGCCCAGCUCCAGGAGUCCUCCCAGAAACUGGACCUCCUGAGGCUGGCCUUGGAGCAAUUGCUGGAGGGACUGCCCCCUGCCCACCCGCUGCGUGGCAGUGUGGCCCGGGAGCUACAGACUGCUGUGCCUGGGAACCCUCAGCCUUCAGGGACACUUGUGAAGCCCACCACUCUGACAGGGACGUUGCAGGUCCACCUCCUGGGCUGUGAGCACCUCCUGACAGCUGUGCCUGGACGUUCUCCAGCAGCUGCCCUGGCUGGGAGCCCCUCCGAGGGCUGGCUUUGGGCCAGGGCCAAGCAGCAUCGUGGUGUUGGAGAGCUGGCUAGCGAGGUGCUGGCUGUUCUGAAGGUGGACAACCGUGUUGUGGGCCAGACAGGCUGGGGGCCAGUGGCCAAGCAGUCCUGGGACCAGACCUUUGUCAUCCCCCUGGAGCGUGCCCGUGAGCUGGAGAUUGGGGUGCAUUGGCGAGACUGGCGGCAGCUGUGUGGUGUGGCCUUCCUGAGGCUUGAAGACUUCCUGGACAAUGCCUGUCACCAGCUCUCUCUCAGCCUGGUACCUCAAGGGCUGCUCUUUGCCCAGGUGACCUUCUGUGACCCCAUCAUUGAGAGGAGGCCUCGGCUGCAGAGGCAGAAACGCAUUUUCUCUAAACGCAGAGGCCAGGACUUCCUGAGGGCUUCCCAGAUGAACCUCAGCAUGGUGGCCUGGGGGCGCUUGGUCAUGAACCUGCUGCCCCCUUGCAGCUCUCCAAGCACCAUCAGCCCCCCUAGAGGCUGCCCCCAGACCCCGACCACAACCCGGGGGGCUGCCAACCCUGCCUCCCCCAGUAAUUUCCUGCCCAAGAAAUCCCCCUUGGAAGAAGAGACAAAGCCCCCACCCAAGCCCCCGCGCCUCUACCUGUCCCCGGAGCCCACCCCCGAGGAGACUCCGCGCACCAAGCGCCCCCACAUGGAGCCCAGGAUGGGAUUCAGGUUGCCUCCACCAGCCUCACCCACCAGGAAACCCCCCCGGCUUCAGGACUUCCGCUGCUUGGCUGUGCUGGGCCGAGGGCACUUUGGGAAGGUCCUCCUGGUCCAAUUCAAGGGGACGGGAAAAUACUACGCCAUCAAAGCGCUGAAGAAACAGGAGGUGCUUGGCCGGGAUGAGAUAGAGAGCCUGUACUGUGAGAAGCGGAUCCUGGAGGCUGUGGGCUGCACUGGGCACCCCUUCCUGCUCUCCCUCCUCGCCUGUUUCCAGACCCCCAGCCACACCUGCUUUGUGACUGAGUUUGCGCCCGGAGGAGACCUUAUGAUGCAGAUCCACGAAGACGUCUUCCCUGAGCCCCAGGCCCGGUUCUACCUGGCCUGUGUGGUCCUGGGGCUGCAGUUCUUACACGAGAAAAAGAUCAUUUACAGGGACCUAAAGUUGGAUAACCUCCUGCUGGAUGCCCAGGGGUUCCUGAAAAUUGCAGACUUUGGGCUAUGCAAGGAAGGGAUUGGCUUUGGGGACCGGACAAGCACCUUCUGUGGCACCCCGGAGUUUCUGGCCCCCGAGGUGCUGACUCAGGAGGCCUACACGCGGGCUGUGGACUGGUGGGGCCUGGGUGUGCUACUCUAUGAGAUGUUGGUGGGUGAGGUGAGUGCUGGGCUGAGGCUGCGGGGGCCUCCAGGUUGGGGAGGGAUGGGGUGCCCCUGCACCCUGCUGAGCUCACAUCUCCAUCCACAGUGCCCGUUCCCAGGGGACACUGAGGAGGAGGUGUUUGACUGCAUUGUCAACGAGGAUGCCCCAUACCCCCGUUUCCUGUCUGUGCAAGCGCUUGAGCUCAUUCAGAAGCUCCUCCAGAAGUGCCCAGAGCAGCGCCUGGGAGCAGGUGAGCGGGAUGCCGAGGAGAUCAAGAUACAGGCUUUCUUCAGGGCCACUGACUGGCAGGCAAUGCUCACCCGCACCGUCCAGCCCCCCUUCGUGCCCACCCUCUGUGGCCCUGCAGACCUCCGCUACUUUGAGGGCGAGUUCACGGGGUUGCCGCCUGCCCUGACCCCACCUGACCCCCGAAGCCCACUCACCGCCCGCCAACAGGCUGCCUUCCAGGACUUCGACUUUGUGUCAGAGCGAUUCCUGGAGCCGUGAGGGCCACCCCCCAGCAUCUCUGUCCCCAGACUGUUAGAGCCACCGGCACCUACCCGUGUGCUCGCCUGUGAGUCCUGUUCUGGAGGCCCAGGCCUUGCUUGGUAUUUAUGAGCUUGUGGGGCAUGGGGUGGCAGCAUGGGCUGCUCUGUCAUGGGGCCUGCUCAGUGCCACUGGGCCAACUGCGCCCCCCUUCCCCUCCUUGCCUCCCAACGAGAUGGACCAGAAGGGUGCCACAGGAGUG